UCUGCAAAUCGAGAAGAGGGAUAACUGCCUUCCUGCUGUUAAUUGUUAAUUGCUCGUGUUCUAAGGACAUACAGCAUGUCUGCUUGGGCCCUAAGGUAUUACAGGUCUUAAGGAAUCAUGUUUUCCGGUUUUCCCUCUAUGCUAGUGGCAUGCCCAUGGAUUACUAGGGGUUGCAUUCACAUGCAUCCAGUUAUAACCAGUUCUCCUCCGAAUCUCUGGUCUUCUUGCCAAGUCUAACUUGCCACCUCAUUCUUUCCCUACCAAUCCAUUCUCUCUUAAAGGUCAUGAAAAUUUGCUUUUAAAAAUUCUGCAGUUCUGUUUUAGCUUCAGCCCUGAGAUCAACCAAUCAAUUAUUCUCAUCUUUCCUUCUUCCCAUCCCCCCUUCUCUUUCUCAUACACGGAUAUCAUACAACUGUAGAUUUGCAGGCAUUCAGGCACACUUACACAUAACAGGAAUCUUUCUGUGGAUUGGGUUUGUACUAUUUCUGAGGUGGUUCCUCAGGCCCCAGGAAAGUCUGCUGGUGUACUGUAUAGCUGGAGAGAAUCGGUGGCCCUAACCUAUGUGUACCCACAUGUGUCAGCAUCUAAACUGAACCCAGCCCCGAUCUUAUUAAAUAGCAACAGUAACUGCAGAAAGCCUCAGUAAGGGGACAUAUAUCCAUGUCUGGAGACGUGUUUGAUUUUUACGACUGGGAGGCGGUGCUACUGGCAUUUAAUGAGAGAAAAUAAUGGAUGCUGUUAAACAUCCUAAAAUGCACAGGACAGCCCCCCACAAAAAGAAUUAUCUGGCCCAAAAUAUUAAUAUUGCUGGGAUUGAGAAACCUGCCCUACCUAAAUGAUGCUUUCUACUGAUGAAACACUACUGAUUUGUAAUCUGUGGAUUGUGAAGAUACUGGAAAUUACCUGAAGAAAUGCUACAUUGAAGGAAACGAUCAUAUGUAGCAAACUUACUUGAUAACAUGCUUUUGCGAAGUUCAGGAAAGUUAAAUGUGGGCACCAAGAAAGAGGAUGGUGAGAGUACAGCCCCCACCCCUCGUCCAAAGAUCUUGCGUUGCAAAUGUCACCACCAUUGUCCAGAAGACUCAGUCAACAAUAUUUGCAGCACAGAUGGAUAUUGUUUCACAAUGAUAGAAGAAGAUGAUUCUGGGAUGCCUGUGGUCACUUCUGGAUGCCUAGGACUAGAAGGCUCAGAUUUUCAGUGCCGGGACACCCCCAUUCCUCAUCAGAGAAGAUCCAUUGAGUGCUGCACAGAGCGGAACGAGUGUAACAAAGACCUGCACCCUACGCUGCCUCCACUGAAGAGUAGAGAUUUUGUUGAUGGACCUAUACACCACAAGGCCUUACUUAUAUCUGUAACUGUCUGUAGUUUGCUAUUGGUCCUUAUUAUUUUAUUCUGUUACUUCAGGUAUAAAAGACAAGAAACCAGGCCUCGGUACAGCAUUGGGUUAGAACAGGACGAAACGUACAUUCCUCCUGGAGAAUCCCUGAGAGACUUAAUUGAGCAGUCUCAAAGCUCAGGAAGUGGAUCAGGCCUCCCUCUGCUGGUCCAAAGGACUAUAGCUAAGCAGAUUCAGAUGGUGAAACAGAUUGGAAAAGGUCGCUAUGGGGAAGUUUGGAUGGGAAAGUGGCGUGGCGAAAAGGUAGCUGUGAAAGUGUUCUUCACCACGGAGGAGGCCAGCUGGUUCCGAGAGACAGAAAUAUAUCAGACAGUGUUGAUGAGGCAUGAAAACAUUUUGGGGUUCAUUGCUGCAGAUAUCAAAGGGACAGGGUCUUGGACCCAGUUGUACCUAAUUACAGACUAUCAUGAAAACGGUUCCCUCUAUGACUAUCUGAAGUCCACCACUCUAGAUACAAAAUCAAUGCUGAAGUUAGCCUAUUCUGCUGUCAGUGGCUUAUGUCAUUUACAUACUGAAAUCUUUAGUACACAAGGCAAACCGGCAAUCGCCCACCGAGAUCUGAAAAGUAAGAACAUCCUGGUGAAGAAAAACGGAACAUGCUGUAUAGCUGACCUGGGCCUGGCCGUCAAAUUUAUUAGUGAUACCAAUGAAGUUGACAUACCACCCAACACCCGAGUUGGCACCAAACGCUAUAUGCCCCCAGAAGUGUUGGACGAGAGCUUAAAUAGAAAUCACUUUCAGUCUUACAUUAUGGCCGACAUGUACAGUUUUGGACUCAUCCUCUGGGAGGUUGCUAGAAGAUGUGUAUCAGGAGGUAUAGUGGAAGAAUACCAGCUUCCCUAUCACGAUCUGGUGCCCAGUGACCCCUCUUACGAGGACAUGAGAGAGAUCGUGUGCAUCAAGAAGCUACGUCCCUCAUUCCCCAACCGGUGGAGCAGUGAUGAGUGUCUGAGGCAGAUGGGAAAGCUCAUGACGGAAUGCUGGGCUCACAGUCCUGCAUCCCGACUGACCGCCCUGCGCGUCAAGAAAACACUAGCCAAGAUGUCAGAGUCCCAGGACAUUAAACUCUGA
Herpailurus yagouaroundi (jaguarundi) is the source of this 2468-nucleotide messenger RNA. It is a transcript of the gene BMPR1B, whose product is annotated as bone morphogenetic protein receptor type 1B. The coding region runs from base 960 to 2468 and encodes 502 amino acids. Gene Ontology annotation, molecular function: ATP binding; transmembrane receptor protein serine/threonine kinase activity. Gene Ontology annotation, cellular component: plasma membrane; signaling receptor complex. NCBI's taxonomy places the organism in Eukaryota, Metazoa, Chordata, Mammalia, Carnivora, Felidae. Gene Ontology annotation, biological process: protein phosphorylation; cellular response to growth factor stimulus; cell surface receptor protein serine/threonine kinase signaling pathway. The record is from RefSeq and is a predicted model, not a curated record. The transcript has 12 exons.